Molecule: messenger RNA, 4823 nt
Organism: Rhododendron vialii
Lineage: Eukaryota; Viridiplantae; Streptophyta; Magnoliopsida; Ericales; Ericaceae
Product: glycine dehydrogenase (decarboxylating), mitochondrial
Exons: 15
Coding region: 1435-4602 (1055 amino acids)
Biological process (GO): glycine decarboxylation via glycine cleavage system
Cellular component (GO): chloroplast envelope; apoplast; mitochondrion
Molecular function (GO): glycine dehydrogenase (decarboxylating) activity; glycine binding; pyridoxal phosphate binding
Source: RefSeq, a predicted model, not a curated record
ACAACGAGCUCUGGUCGGAGGAAGGAAAAUGCCGGCAAAGCCAAACCCGCGAGAUUCUCAGAGCAUUUUGCUUGGAACAUAGGAGUACCGAAUAUAGAUUCAGCAACGGUUGUCUAUGACUGAAUCUGUGGCCCAUGGCAAUUACUUCCCAACAGGGUAAAAGACUUUUGUCGGAAAACCAACAUAGAAUUUCAAUCACCAAUUACAUCGUGCAAAAUUCCACCGUCAAUUUUGCCCAUACCAGCCGGUAAUCUAAGGUGCUCACGGACCGAAUCCAGAAAUCUGCAUGUAUCUUUAAUCUGUGUAUAUUAGUUGUAUAAUUUGCAGAGAGUGAUAGUUCAAUGAGAAAUCACAUUCUCUUGUGCAAAGCACUAUCAAUUCAGAUAUAAGUGAGUCUCUUUCCUUCAAACUCAAACCCUAGAUUUCAUCGUGCAUGCUUGUGUACUGAAUAAAUUGAUAACAUGUGUGUGGGUGGGUGUAUGUAUGCGGUAUAAUGCAUGUGUCAUAUGCGUGUGUAGAUAACGAUGAUAUGUUUGAAAUUUUGUGAGGUGAGAGAUAGCGAUAAGCCAAAUGUGAAAGAGAAUCUGCCAACAAUGUAUCCUCACGAGGAAAAUUUACCAAUAUUCCAAACCCUCGGAUUUAGUCCGAUUAGUUCGUUGUGAAACGCAAUUUGAUCCAUUGAAAUUCAAUCCAAUCUCGAUUCAAUGCCUUCCAUACAUUCCAUUUCCAUUUCCAUUCAAUUUGUGAGUAUUUUCUGUGAACGACAAACAACGGAAUUCUGUACAUAGGAGUAUAUUUUCUUAUGUGUACUACUCGCUGUAAAACAAUUGGCUCGCAGGUCCCGUCUAGAUUUCCACGUAAGCUCAUCCUGUCUUUUUCUUCGUUCAUACGUGCGCAAGUCUAUCUUUAACCCAGAUGUUACCCACACAACUCUCAACCACAACUCUAGGAACACUGAUCCUCUAUACCGAGAAUUCUCUGUACCCAGGAAUCUUGGACCGUCAAAUCGCAUACAAAAAACAAAAGAAUUCCCACGCAAUUCAACGGUUCAAGAUUCCUCAGAGGAUCUCCAAUUCCGAGAUUCGCACAUAAAUUCACGUGCAUCCAACGGCUCCGAACGCAGUUGUGUCUGGAGUUGUGGUCAAGAGUUGUGUAUGUGGACUUAGGGAUCUUUAACCUACGCACCCCUCUCCCCUCCACCACCAGACCUUGAAAUCGAUAGAUUAUCGUAGUUUUUAUCUUCAUUCAUUUAUACACACACAAUGUAUGCAUAUAUAUAUAAAGACUGUGUGUUAUCACUAACCCACCACCCCCACCCAUUUCCUGGUUCUUGUUGUAGAAAAAAGCAAUCAAACCGUUGGUGGGCAGUUUAUUUGGAGGUGGGGUGGGGUUGUUUUAAGUUCAACUUCGUUGUUGAAUUCCAACUUUUGAACAAUGGAACGUGCUCGGCGGCUCGCUAACCGGGCCAUUCUCAGGCGCCUGCUUUCAGACUCCAAGCAGUCCCGUCCGAAUGAAGCCCUUACUGGCUCUUCUUCGCCCGCUUUGUAUUCACCUUCGAGGUAUGUUUCCUCAUUGUCUCCAUCUGUCAUCAAUGGGAACAUUAUUAGUAAAGCAGAUGUAAUGUUAGGGAGGACCAUGUUGCAUAAUGUUGGUUUUGGUAUCGGGUCUCAAGUUCGAUCGGUUUCAGUGGAAGCUCUGAAACCAAGUGACACUUUCCCCCGCCGCCAUAACUCUGCCACCCCCGAGGACCAAACAAAAAUGGCUGAAGUUUGUGGCUUUCCCAGCCUUGAUUCGUUGAUAGAUGCCACGGUGCCUAAGUCGAUUCGAAUUGAGAAAAUGGAUUUCUCUAAGUUUGAUGAAGGGUUAACUGAGAACCAAAUGUUAGAGCACAUGAAAAAGUUGGCUUCUAAAAAUAAGGUCUUUAAGUCUUUCAUUGGGAUGGGUUACUAUAACACCUCUGUUCCACCUGUUAUUUUGAGGAACAUUAUGGAGAAUCCGGGUUGGUAUACCCAGUACACUCCGUACCAGGCUGAGAUUUCGCAGGGUCGUCUGGAGUCCCUGCUUAAUUAUCAGACCGUGAUUACAGAUCUCACUGGUCUCCCCAUGUCGAAUGCUUCCUUACUAGAUGAGGGAACUGCUGCAGCUGAGGCGAUGGCUAUGUGUAAUAAUAUUCAGAAGGGAAAGAAGAAAACUUUCAUUAUUGCCAGUAACUGUCACCCACAAACUAUUGAUGUUUGUAAGACUAGAGCAGAUGGUUUUGAUCUUAAGAUAGUUGUUGCUGAUCUCAAAGACUUUGAUUACAAAUCGGGGGAUGUUUGCGGUGUACUGGUUCAGUAUCCGGGUACUGAGGGUGAACUUUUGGACUAUGGGGAGUUCAUAAAGAAUGCACAUGCAAAAGGGGUUAAGGUUGUGAUGGCAAGUGAUCUGUUGGCAUUGACAAUGUUCAAGCCUCCUGGUGAAUUUGGAGCCGAUAUUGUUGUUGGCUCUGCUCAGAGGUUCGGGGUUCCAAUGGGGUAUGGAGGUCCUCAUGCAGCUUUCCUGGCCACUUCCCAAGAGUACAAGAGGAUGAUGCCAGGGAGAAUUAUUGGUGUGAGCGUUGAUUCUUCAGGAAAACCUGCUUUGCGUAUGGCAAUGCAGACAAGGGAGCAACAUAUUCGUAGGGACAAGGCUACCAGCAAUAUCUGUACAGCUCAGGCGUUGCUUGCAAACAUGGCUGCUAUGUAUGCUGUGUACCAUGGUCCAGAAGGCCUUAAAAUCAUCGCCCAGAGGGUGCAUGGUCUUGCUGCGACAUUUGCUGCCGGACUGAAGAAACUCGGGACAGUGGAUGUUCAGGGGCACCCCUUCUUUGACACUGUGAAGGUCAAAUGUCCUGAUUCUAAGGCAAUUGCAGAUGCUGCUUACAAGAGUGAGAUGAAUCUUCGGAUUGUGGACCAAAAUACUAUCACUGUUGCUUUCGAUGAAACAGCCACCUUGGACGAUGUGGAUAAGCUUUUCAAAGUUUUUGCAUGUGGCAAGCCAGUUACUUUUACUGCUGCAUCUCUUGCACCCGAGGUUCAGAGUACGAUCCCUGCUGGCCUUGUAAGGCAGAGCCCAUACCUGACACACCAAAUCUUCAACUCAUACCACACGGAGCAUGAGCUGCUUAGAUACAUUCAUCGCUUACAAUCAAAAGAUCUUUCCUUAUGCCAUAGCAUGAUUCCCCUGGGUUCUUGUACAAUGAAGUUGAAUGCAACAACAGAGAUGAUGCCUGUGACAUGGCCUAGCUUUAGUGACAUGCACCCUUUUGCCCCUACCGAGCAGGCUGAAGGUUAUCAGGAAAUGUUCAAAGAUUUGGGAGAAUUAUUGUGUACCAUUACUGGAUUUGAUUCUUUUUCUUUGCAACCCAAUGCUGGUGCUGCUGGGGAGUAUGCUGGUCUCAUGGUCAUCCGUGCAUAUCAUCUGGCAAGAGGUGACCAUCACCGGAAUGUUUGCAUUAUUCCUGUCUCUGCACAUGGCACUAAUCCUGCGAGUGCGGCUAUGUGCGGAAUGAAAAUUGUUGCUGUUGGGACUGACGCCAAGGGAAACAUCAACAUUCCAGAGUUAAAGAAGGCUGCUGAAGCAAAUAAGGAUAACCUGUCUGCCCUUAUGGUUACAUAUCCUUCAACACAUGGGGUUUACGAAGAAGGCAUUGAUGAAAUAUGUAAGAUCAUACAUGAUAACGGUGGUCAAGUUUACAUGGAUGGGGCCAACAUGAAUGCACAGGUUGGUUUGACUAGCCCUGGAUGGAUUGGUGCUGAUGUUUGCCAUCUCAAUCUCCACAAAACUUUCUGUAUUCCACAUGGUGGUGGUGGUCCUGGCAUGGGUCCGAUUGGUGUGAAGAAACACUUGGCACCUUUCCUGCCAUCACAUCCUGUGGUACCAACAGGAGGUAUACCAUGCCCUGACAAGACUCAGCCACUAGGUACCAUUUCUGCUGCGCCUUGGGGCUCCGCACUUAUUCUCCCAAUAUCAUACACCUACAUUGCCAUGAUGGGGUCAAAGGGGCUCACUGAAGCAUCAAAGAUAGCAAUCUUGAAUGCAAACUACAUGGCCAAGCGGUUGGAGAAUGACUACCCCAUUCUUUUCCGAGGAGUCAAUGGAACAGUCGCCCAUGAAUUCAUUGUUGAUUUAAGGGGUUUCAAGAAUACUGCUGGAAUAGAGCCAGAAGAUGUUGCUAAACGUCUUAUGGACUACGGAUUUCAUGGACCAACAAUGUCAUGGCCUGUUCCAGGCACACUCAUGAUUGAACCUACUGAGAGCGAGAGCAAGGCGGAGCUAGACAGGUUUUGUGAUGCUCUGAUUUCAAUUAGAGAAGAAAUUGCACUUAUUGAGAAAGGAAAAGCUGAUAUUAACAACAACGUGCUCAAGGGAGCUCCACAUCCGCCAUCACUGCUCAUGGCAGAUGCAUGGACAAAACCAUACACUCGGGAAUAUGCUGCCUUCCCUGCUUCUUGGCUCCGGUCAUCGAAGUUCUGGCCGACUACAGGGCGUGUUGAUAAUGUGUAUGGCGACCGCAACCUCGUCUGCACCCUUCUCCCAGCCUCACAGGUGGUCGAAGAACAAGCAGCAGCUGCUACUGCUUAAGGUUCAGUACUGCGCUGCAGAACUCAAGGUUCCUUCUCAAACGCAGAAGGCUCUUUGCUCUAUUCCAACCUCGUGUGUAUAUAAAAGCAAAACAAUUUCCAUAUCCAUACGUUUAUUUAUGGCAUCUGAUAUUUUGUACUAUUACUACGUUGAUAAUCAGCUGCUCCAGUAACAGUUGUUGUUAAUUGCAGCUCAAAUGUUGUAAUCGUCAGUGUUUCUUU